AAGAAAAAAACGUAGGGAAUGAAACCAAAGAAGAAAUCGAAGAAAUACCUGUUACCAAAACACGUAGAUAUUGGGUUAUAUUCGUAUGGUUAGUUACUUGGUGGAUUCCUUCAUUCUUAUUAAGCUGGAUUGGAAAAAUGAAACGUCCUGAUAUACGAAUGGCUUGGCGUGAAAAAUUCACACUUUGCUUUAUAAUAUUCAUGCUCUCAGCCUUCGUCAUCUUCUACAUUAUUUUCUUUGGUAAUCUAAUUUGCCCUGGUACUGACAAAAUAUAUAGUGCAGAUGAAGUUGCUUUUCAUAAAGGUGAUGAUGAUUUUUGGGUCAGCGUUAGGGGUGUUGUAUAUGAUCUCAGCAGAUUUCAUAUGAGAGAUCACACCGGGGGCAGUAGCCAAGCUGCUGGUCCGGCAGCCAUGGAAAUGUAUGCUGGUUUGGAUGUUACACCAUCAUUUCCAAUUCCCUUAGCCUCACCAGAAACAUGUGGUGAUAUGGUUACUAAUGAUCAAACCACUAUUGCACAUAAAAAUCUUUCGGAUCCGAUUUCUGGCUCUAUGUUUGUCCACACUUCAGGUGCACUAGCGCUUCCUAACACAAAACUCACAAACACGAAUUGGUAUUUUGAUAAUUUUCUUACCACAAUGCGAUUGAUGGUGAAAGCCGAUCUUGUCUGGGAUCAAAAACAAUUCCAGCGUCUGGUUUCAAUGGGCCGUACUGUAGUUACCGUUAAAAAUAAACUUUAUGACUUCACCGAUUAUUUUGCUCUACAAACAGAACGACAACAACCUCAAAAACUUGAUCCUAGCACACAACCUGUAGGAUUUAUCGAUUGGCAUUGGUUAGAGAAACAAGGAGAAGAUCUCGAAAAGUUAAUCCAGAAUAUGAAUGGAAAAGAUAUUACAAACUAUUUAAAUGCACUUGAUAAAACUAGAUUGAAUUCAUUAAUGAAUUGUUUGGAUAAGGUCUUUUAUAUCGGUAAAAACGAUUUCCGAAAAACUUUCCGAUGUCAAUUCAAUAAUUAUGUUUUGCUUGUUGCUGCUUGCGUAAUGUGUUCGGUUAUCGUCGUAAAAUUCUUGGCUGCUUUACAGUUGGGAGCAAGACGUAAGCCUGAAGAUCAUGAUAAAUUUGUUAUCUGUCAGGUACCCUGUUACACCGAAGGAGAGGAUUCACUUAAGCGUACGAUGGACUCAUUAGCCGCUUUAACAUAUGAUGAUAAAAGGAAAUUACUUUUCUUUAUUGCUGAUGGUAUGAUUGUUGGUUCUGGUAACGAUAGACCAACACCAAGAAUUGUUUUAGAUAUUCUUGGUGUUGAUCCUAAAAUGGAUCCAGAACCCUUAGCAUUUAAGUCCAUUGGUGAAGCAUCUCAACAAUUGAAUUAUGGAAAAGUUUAUUCUGGUCUUUACGAAUACGAAGGACAUGUUGUACCUUAUAUAGUAGUCGUCAAAGUUGGAAAACCAACAGAAAAAAACAGACCUGGCAAUCGUGGAAAACGUGACUCCCAAAUCAUACUUAUGAGAUUUUUGAAUAGAGUUCAUUUUGAACUUGAAAUGUCACCGCUUGAAUUGGAGAUUUAUCAUCAGAUGAAAAAUGUAAUAGGAGUAAAUCCAAGCUUUUAUGAAUAUGUUCUUAUGGUUGAUGCUGAUACUGAGGUUAUGCCAGAUUCGUUAAAUCGUAUGAUUUCUUGUAUGCUUCACGAUGGUCGUAUAAUCGGUAUUUGUGGUGAAACAACCUUGGUUAACGAAGAAGGCUCAUGGACAACUAUGAUUCAAGUUUACGAAUAUUAUAUUUCUCACCAUCUUGCUAAAGCAUUUGAAUCGCUUUUUGGAUCUGUUACUUGUUUACCUGGUUGUUUCUGCAUGUAUCGCAUUCGCACUCCUGUAAAGAAUACUCCAUUGAUCAUAUCUAGUACUGUAAUCGAUGAAUAUUCAGAGAAUCAUGUGGAUACUUUACAUAAGAAGAAUUUGUUGUCACUUGGUGAAGAUCGUUAUCUUACCACAUUAAUGAUGAAACAUUUCCCUCAAUAUAAGAUGACAUUUACACCAGAUGCUAUGUGUAAAACUGCUGCACCUGAUAGAUGGUCUGUUUUACUUUCACAACGACGUCGUUGGAUUAAUUCCACUAUUCAUAAUCUUAUGGAACUUAUGUUCUUACCGGAAAUGUGUGGUUUUUGCUGUUUUUCAAUGAGAUUUGUGGUCUUUAUUGAUCUUUUCGGUACACUUAUUCUUCCAUCCACCACAAUAUAUAUUGGUUAUCUUAUCUAUGCUGUUGUUACCAAACGCCAAGAUUUACCAAAGAUUGCUCUGAUUAUGUUGGCAGCAGUUUAUGGUUUACAAGCGAUUAUUUUCAUUCUUAAACGGCAAUGGCAACAUAUUGGUUGGAUGAUAAUCUACUUACUAGCAUUCCCUCUGUUUUCAUUCUUUAUUCCGAUUUAUGCAUUUUGGCAUUUUGAUGAUUUCAGUUGGGGUAAUACUCGUAUGGUGGUUGGUGAAAAAGGCAAAAAACAAAUCAUAACGACCAAUGAAGAAAAAUUCGAUGAAAGUAUGGUACCGAAGAAGAAAUGGGCAGAUUAUGAACAAGAGAUGUGGGAAGUGGGAACUACCGAAUCGCAUGAUUCAAGGCAUAGUGCAACUUCAUAUAGAAGCCAUGGUAGUCAUAGAAAUUAUGAAACUGGUAGUCAAUACGGCGGUAGCAAUCAUGAUGGAGACUAUUAUCGUGACACUCAUUUAACGGCGCCUGCAGAUCGACGUGGUAGAUCAAGAUCACCUGUGCCAAGAAAUGCACCAUCCGAUAGUCGAAACUCAAGGUCUUUCAGCGCAAUAGGAGAUCAUGAUUAUAGAAACUCGAUUAUAUCAGUACCAAGAAGUAAUUCAGAAAUGGAAAUUUAUCCACCACAAGGACCUAUAGGCUCACACGCAGGUUCAUAUGCCAAUGAUGGGCCGACAGAUGAAGAAAUUUUAGUGGAAAUUCGAAAUAUUUUACAAACUGCCAAUUUAAUGAAUAUUACAAAGAAACAAGUUCGAGAACAACUCUCAAUAGUUUUUGGUAUGGACAUGUCAUAUCGAAAAGAGUUUAUUAACAAUAGUAUAGAAUUGAUUUUGCAGGGCAAACUCUAA
Molecule: messenger RNA, 3107 nt
Organism: Racocetra persica
Lineage: Eukaryota; Fungi; Glomeromycota; Glomeromycetes; Diversisporales; Gigasporaceae
Source: the annotation of a GenBank genome assembly